AUGCGCCGCCCUCGAUACCUCUUUUCCAUGGCUUCGUCAUUAGACUUCUCUAUUCCCUCGGACCCGGAACCUGCGUUUGACUCUGCCUCUCGUGAGAAACUCGCAUCUGCGCGCUUGGAAGCGCUUGAGAAUGAUGCGCCGACCAUCAGCCAUGCUGUGGCAGAAGCCAAAGUGCAUCAACUGGACCAAGUUCCCGCAAGAGAUGGCGUAAACACUGGCCAUGCCCAGGCCGGAGACUCGGACGCGGCGUUUCAGCCUCGUAUCCUGGGCAUCUCAAAAGAGGAUGCGUGGAUGGCGAUCCGCCGAUUCAACCUCUUGGUUUUUCGCGUCAAGGCCACGAAGCACUGUCCGUUAAGCGACCUCGACAUGGUGUCAGCUGAAGACGGGCAGACCUCGCCAGAACAGAUUCAAGCCCAAUUUGCACGUCUAUACAUGACAGUCAUCAUCGGGUUGUUUGCUUCUCCCUCCAUCGUCGAUGCUACAACUGGCGGCGUCCAGAUGCCUCCUGCGGGUGUCAUGGCGACGGAUACAACCAUUACAGGGGCGCCAGAGAGCCACAAGGGCGAAGCCGUCGAGCAGGAAGCACACAGCUUCAUCGCCAGCUUUUCCAAGUUGAUCAUGAGCAUAACCUCGGACAAAGAUCAGGACAAGAGCGCACCUGAAGAUGACCCUUCCCCAGGCUUGGCUAAACUGAGUGGCAAGAUCGCAAGCGCGAAAAGCAAGACUGACCAGGACGGACAAGGCGCAAACAUGGAUAAAACAGCGGACCCCAUGAAACACGCGAUCGAGGAUUUUGACCCAAAGCCGCUGCUAGACAUGUUGUUUGAGCUCAUCGAUACUUGGGAACGAUUUGGAAACGUGAUGCAUCCGACGCCCUUAUUUCCAAGUAAUGACUCUAGACUGCGGCUAGCCAUCUGUCUUGCAGCGCCGGCAUUGAUAAUGGCUAUUUUGUCGCGGGAGACCAUGAUCAAGAGCCUAGAACUCUUCUUUGGUUUCGUCUUUUUUGGCAAACCAAUCAUCCGACGAGCCUACGACUUGCUUGAUAAGCAUUGUCCUAGUUGGCGUAAUUACGGCAAACUUCGUAACUCGGUUUUGAAGGGAGUGCCCACGAAUGCACAACUUGCCAUCACCAUGCUUCGUGUUGGCGAACGAAUCAGUUCGCCGCUUCCUCCCCCUCCCGUUUCACAUGACUCUCCAAAGAUGAAAGCUAUAGCGGAUGCCGACAGGGUGCCGAUCCUAGGAGCCACCCACGAACAAACCCAAAAAGCGAUCCAACCAGAUCCCGACGGCGGCACAGUCCAAAACGACGACAACGAACCCAAAUCGAAGAAUAUAGAGCGCUUCAUGGGAUUCAUCAAGCACAAUUCCAAGCGCUUCGUCAACCUCUUUCACAAAGUGGACAAGAAGCGCGCGAGCCGGGGCGACACGCAUGCGCAAGCGCGGCUUGAUCUCGGGCAGACCACGCGGCAGGUGCCCGAUGCUGGACCGUACAGAUUCCCGGCACUUUGCAAUGGUGAGGUGGGAUACCUCCAUUUGACGACGGUGGCAGCGACGGCGUCUGUGGCGUGGCAAAGCCAUGACGAGAACUUGAACACGGCUUGGGUCGUCAUGGUGAAUGAUAUCGCCGACAUUUCCAAAGUGGAUGGAAUGAGCUUAAAGACGAAGCACUUUGUGCAGUGGGCGCUGGAUAAGGAAUCUGUAAAUGGUCUGAAGCUGACAACGUUGAGUGGUGAAUGCCAUCAUCUCGAUGCGGUUCCCAACCGCGAUGAGGCUUUUAAUCGCUUGAUAGCGAUGGGCAAUCAAGUAUGGGAGGUGUGUUAG
Molecule: messenger RNA, 1821 nt
Organism: Cordyceps militaris CM01
Lineage: Eukaryota; Fungi; Ascomycota; Sordariomycetes; Hypocreales; Cordycipitaceae
Exons: 4
Coding region: 1-1821 (606 amino acids)
Source: RefSeq, a predicted model, not a curated record